This is a messenger RNA of Caenorhabditis briggsae, 252 nucleotides long. The transcript has a single exon. Bases 1 to 252 code for a protein of 83 amino acids. Lineage: Eukaryota; Metazoa; Nematoda; Chromadorea; Rhabditida; Rhabditidae. The record is from RefSeq and is a predicted model, not a curated record.
AUGAACCAAAUGGCUUCAUCGCUCGGAAUCUCAAGACAAUCGGUUCAAUCCAUUGUGAAAAAGGACUUGGGUCUGAACAGUUAUCGGCUCCUUCGUGGCCAAUACCUCACAGAACAGUCCAAGAAGAAUCGGCUCGAAAAAGCGAAAAAGUUGCUCGACGCACUCAAGGUGCGCCGCCUCUCUGAAAUCAUUUGGACUGAUGAGAAAAUUUUUACGGUUGAGCCGCUUCCGAACCGACAGAAUGCUCGGUAA